Molecule: messenger RNA, 1812 nt
Organism: Melanotaenia boesemani (Boeseman's rainbowfish)
Lineage: Eukaryota; Metazoa; Chordata; Actinopteri; Atheriniformes; Melanotaeniidae
Product: piggyBac transposable element-derived protein 3-like
Exons: 3
Coding region: 1-1812 (603 amino acids)
Source: RefSeq, a predicted model, not a curated record
AUGGCUGAGCGAUUGGUGAGAGGGAAGAAGUAUAAAGUCGAAGACUUUUUGGAACGUCUCAUAAAUGGAGAGUUGUCUGAACUCGACUCCUUGAAUUCAGGGAAUGAGUCAGAUGAGACUAGUGAUAUAGAUGAUUCAGAGAGGGACAGUGGAGAGGUGAUCAUGCCAGAAGAACUUGAGGUGGCAGCUGAGUGUGAGAUAGAGGAGAGAGGCAGUUUGGUGGCAGAGGAUCAGGAGGAGAUGUCAGUUACUAAGAAGGAAGAAAUCAAGUGGCGUCACAGGCCAUUCACUCCAAUUACUGAUACUUUCUUUGAGAAUCCCCCAAUUAGUGAGAGGCAUCCCAUGAGACCUUAUGAGUACUUCAAACAGUACAUUACAGAUGAGAUGUUCAAUGUGAUGGCAGAUAACACAAACAUGUAUGCCAUGCAAAAUGGUACACUAGGUUUCAAACCAACAAGUCCAGGAGAAAUCAAAACUCUAGUUGGUCUCCACCUUGCCAUGGGAGUAAUGAAAAUGCCAAGAGUCUCCAUGUACUGGGAAGCUGGGAUGGACAUUGGUAUUUUUCAAAACACCAUGCCCCGUGACAGAUUCUUCCAGCUCCGGUCACAUUUGCAUUUGGUUAACAAUUUGGAGAAGCCAGCUGAGAACACUGAUGUGUUUUUCAAGGUACGUCCUCUCUAUGAUGCCAUACACCGGAGAUGCUUAGAGCUUCCACUUGAAGAGAACCUUUGCAUUGAUGAACAAAUGGUACCAUUUCGUGGAAAUCUGUCUGUCAAGCAAUACAUCAAAGGCAAGCCACAUCCCUGGGGAGUGAAAAUAUACUUUCUGUGUGGGAAAAGUGGCAUAGCCUAUGAUUUCCUGUUGCACCAAGGAGCUACAAUGGAGAUAUCACAGCAGCAAAGAAAGCAGCUGGGACUUGGAGCUGGAGUGGUGUACCAUCUCAGCCAGCGAAUCACAGAGGCCAAUCACAAGUUGUAUUUUGACAACUAUUUUACAACGUACAAUAUUCUGGAGCUGCUGACUAAGAGGAAAAUUCAUGCUGCUGGGACAGCAAGGGUCUCUCGUUUUGCCAGACCUCCUCUACAGUCUGACAAAGAGAUGGCUAAAAAGCCACGAGGAAGCUAUGAUGAAGUUAUAAGCUGUGAUAGAAAGGUGGGACUGGUCAAAUGGUAUGACAACAGACCAGUUGUCAUGGCUUCCAACUUUGUUGGUGUUGGCAGACAGGAUGAAGUCCGGCGGUGGGACAAAAAGAAGGCCCAGUUUGUGAUGGUUUCCCGUCCAGAGGUUGUCAAGCUGUACAAUGAAGCAAUGGGUGGUGUUGACCUGCUUGAUCAACUCGUCAGUUUGUACCGCACAGAAAUCCGGUCAAAAAAGUGGACUCUGAGAAUGAUCACACAUGCUUUUGACCUUGCUGUUGUCAACAGUUGGUUGGAGUACAGGCUGGACUUCAAAAGGGCCAAUAACCCAACAAAAGACAUCUUGGAUCUCCUUCAUUUCAAGAUGAAUGUGGCCCAAUGUCUGGUGAGAGUUCAAAAAACAGUGGCAUCAAAACGUGGAAGACCCAGUAUGUCUCCGGAACCACAGAAUGCCCCUCACAGACCACCUCACCGGCCAGUUCAGGAUUCAAGGCCUCUACCUGAAGUUCAGUAUGACAUGGUUGACCACAUGCCAAAUUAUGAUGAAAAGAAAGAGGCCACCAGAUGCAAGAUGCCAGACUGUACCGGAAAAACACACGUCUUUUGUGACAAGUGCAACAUCCACCUGUGCUUUGUGCCACACCGCAACUGCUUCAAGGCUGCUCACCGAAAAUGA